Dreissena polymorpha is the source of this 2897-nucleotide messenger RNA. RefSeq lists its product as uncharacterized. Lineage: Eukaryota; Metazoa; Mollusca; Bivalvia; Myida; Dreissenidae. Bases 982 to 2418 code for a protein of 478 amino acids. The record is from RefSeq and is a predicted model, not a curated record. The transcript has 2 exons.
UUGAUAGUGUAACGGUAAUGAUUGAUUUAAUAAUAAAGGACAUUUUUUAUAUAUAUGUUAUAUAUAAGUUACAAAAUAGAAUAUAAAAUAUUAAUUGCAAAAUGUUUUUUAAAUAAUAACCAAUUUGCGAGUCACCGAGUCAUUUUUAAACAAAUACAAAACAAUUUUAUGCAGACGAUCAUAAAUAAGGUGUGCUCUGUGAAAAGGGGGUUUGAUGCAUAUGUGUAAAGUGUCGUCCCAGAUUAGCCUGUGAAGACUGAACAGGCUAAUCCCGAACGUCAUUCUCCGGCUUAAGUGGAUUUUUGCUAAUAAGAGACUUAUUUGAAACGAAAAAUAUAAAAGCGGAGAGUGUCGUCCACGAUUAGCUUGUGCGAACUGCAUAGGCUAAUCUGGCACGACCAUUUACGAACAUGCAAUUAACCACUUUUCACAGAGCAUGGCUCAUUGAUGAUUUAACAAAACAAAGCAUGGCUCAUUAAUGAUUUAACAAAACAAAGCAAACUCAUGUUGUGAAUUUGAUUUACACAAGAUAAAUAUAAACCGCAAAUGCAAUUAAGUUGAUGACACAAUGACAGUAUUUAAAUAGCACUUGUUUCUGAAACUGUUUACUCCUUUUUUCUUUUUUUUCCUACUUCAAGAUGUUCUGAUGUACAUUGACUCUAACAGGCAUUUUUAUAACCAUUUAACCUACACAUAGUAAUAUGAGACAUUUUCAAAAACAACUGUUAAUUAAACAAAAUGAGAACAAAGUUGUUGAAAAAAUACUUAAAUUGUUUUGAUUUGACGUGCUAGUAACUUGAAGAAUUCCAUCUUUGUUUGUGUUUAGCAGCUCAAAAAUAGUACAUUUUAUAGGGAUUUACAAAGAUGGCUAUAAAGGUGGGCUAAACAAAGGGCAGAGCAAACCACGAGCUUUACAAGCAGAGAGAAGGAGAACGAAAUCAACAAAGAAAAGAGACAGGCCAGUUCAAAUCCGUUGAAAAUAUGACGCCAAGAGAAAAACGCCAAGUAAGAAAGAGAUGGCGCCAAAACUCCAGAGAAUACAGAGAAAGAAAGAAGACAUCUGCACACAUCCUAACACCCCCAACAUCUCCUAAUACCAAUGCAGAGAAUCCAAAUCCUAUACCCGAAGAUAACCGACGCUUCCUGUCAAUGAGAAGAAGUCUGGCCAGGAAACGGAAGAAUCAGAAGGCUAAAUGUUACCGACAAAAUUCAAAGCUAGUUAUUAAAUUAAAAUGUCAGCAACGUCUAACCGAAAGAUACAAGAAAAGAUAUAACCGUCUGAAGAGAAAAGUAAAUGAUUUAAACAAUGAUGGCAAUCAUGAUCAAGAUACAAACCAGUUGUCAGGAAAGGCAUACUUCUUGUAUAAAAGCAUGAUAAAUAACAUUAGGCGCAGAUACACUACCGCUAAAUCAAAUAAAGAGAGGCGUUUUAUUGCAAGUUUAGUAGCCAGAAAACGCAUAUUAAAGCAAUAUGGUCUAAUCACAUUUGUUAAGUCAACGCUUUUCAUGUCAAGGAAACAUCUGCAAAAGAAACCACUGAGAAAACCAAAUGUCAAGAGUUUGCAAAUGAAGUCAGACGUAAAAUCCUUUUAUGAAAGAGAUGACGUAUCACAGCUUACAGCCGACAAGAAGUCAACAAUAACAAGGAACAGAGACAAAAGACAAAUCCGCCUCCUAAAUGACGAUCUAAAAAAUCUACACUUAAAAUACCUCAGUGAAAAGAACACAAUAUCAUACACAUUGUUCUGUCAGCUUCGCCCGUUUUGGGUCAUUAAACCUAGAGAGAAAGACCGCAAAACCUGUCUGUGCAGGAUCCAUGACAAUAUUUGUCUAAAACUGCAUGCUGCUCAUACAGUUGGAAUGGUAAGAACAAAGGAUGUCAACACUUUGGUCACAGAGAUUGUUUGUGAUGAAACAAACAAGUCGUGUAUGUACAGAGAAUGCACACAAUGCAAAGAUAAGGUUCCAACCUUUGACUACACCAAUGAUAAUGGCGAACAGGUAAAAUGGUUUGAGUGGAAGACUAGAAGGGAAGAAAUAGUGGACAAGGGAAAUGAUAGAUCUAGGACUGUAACAAAGACUGUGAAGGACCAAGAUCAAGGUACAAGAGAAGUGUUGGCAUCUGAAAUAAAUGCUGAAAUGCAGCAAGCAUGUAGGCACAAAUUUAACAUUAGGAAUCAAUAUACAACACUAAAAUAUUUAAGAUCGAAUUUAACACAUGAAGAAAUAAUGGUUCACAUUGAUUUCUCGUUGGAGGAUAUGUGGUCGUUAACUAUGAUGGUAUGCCAUACCCUGGUGUUGUGCAAGCUGUCGCUGAAAAUGAUCUUGAAGUACAGGUUAUGCACAGAAUCGGCAGAAAAUGCUUCUUCUGGCCGAGGACGGAAGAUGUGCUGUGGUAUAGCCAGGACAAAAUUAUAACACUGCUCUCAAAAGAACCAGAGCAAGUUACGUCAAGACAACGACAGAUACCACCUCAUCUGUGGAUGUUAAUUGAACAAGAACUCGGCCUUUAAAUGGCAUUAAAACAAAACUAACACUUUUGAGCAACCAAUACUAUACAACACAAAUACCAUAUGUGUUGGGUAUAAACGAAAUUAAAAAUGUUACAUGGACGUUUGUGUGAUAUUGGUCUUGUCAACCCUUGAAAACAAAAUAUCAAAUUCGGCAUCGUCUCAUGUGGCAUUUUGUUUUUGGGGUUAUCAAGAUCAGUGUCAAACAUGCGGCCAUGUAAUAUGAAUAAGCGAAUUAAUAUGUUUAUAAUGUUAGCAGAUGUGUUGUGUUUUACAUUAAUUGUUUCCAGUUUGUGUUACAUGAUGCCAUGUAAUAUGAAUAAGCGAAUUAGUAUGUUUAUAAUGUUAGCAAAUGUGUUGUGUUUUACAUAAAUUAUUUCUAGUUUG